AAACUUUGUAUAUUUAACCUUAUUUAAUUUUUGUAACAACUCAAUCCACAAUUCAAGAAAUUAAACCUUCUAGAAUAAAUAAAUAUCCCCACUUUUUUUGACAUGUUCUUUGUCCCCUCUCUCUCUUCAAUCUUCAUAUAAAUACCCACAUGUUAAAACCAACACAUAACCCAAAUCAUUCAUAAAAAAAAUAUUGGUACGACUUUUUUUUGAAUGAGAAUUGCUAUAAACAACAACAACAACAACUACUACUAUAAAUUACUGUUUCAUCUUCCAAAGGCACCAAAACGAAGUUUGUUUAGAAAUAACAUAAAUAUGUCUUCCCAAUUGGAUGCUCCUAGACAGGUUGUUAAGAAGAUUUUGGCUGAAUCUCAACGCGAAGGCAAUGGUGCCACCGUUCGACGUAGCAUUGGCAGACCAGGAUUGAAGAACAUGGAUCCUUUCCUUAUGUUGGAUGAGUUCUCAGUUUCUGCACCAGCUGGAUUUCCAGAUCAUCCACACAGAGGAUUUGAGACAGUUACAUACAUGUUGGAGGGAGCUUUUGCACAUCAAGACUUUGCUGGACACAAGGGAAUCAUUAGAACUGGUGAUGUGCAGUGGAUGACAGCAGGACGAGGGAUAGUUCAUUCAGAGAUGCCUGUUGGUGAAGGGGUCAACAAGGGUUUGCAACUUUGGAUCAAUCUAUCAUCUAAAGAUAAAAUGAUUGAGCCGAAUUAUCAAGAGUUGUUAAACGAAGACAUAGUAAGGGCAGAGAACGAAGGAGUGGAGGUACGAGUAAUAGCAGGGGAGUCAAUGGGAAUUGAGUCACCAGUUUAUACUAGGACUCCAACAAUGUACCUUGACUUUAAACUGCAACCAGGAUCUGAAUUAUCUCAACCAAUACCGGAGUCAUACAAUGCAUUCGUGUACAUUGUAGAGGGAGAAGGCGUAUUUGGAUCACCAAGUUCAAAACCAGUAUUAGCUCAUCAUUGCUUGGUAUUAGGUCCUGGAGAUGGACUUAAUGUAUGGAACGUAUCAUCGAAUCCACUACGAUUUGUGCUGAUUGGAGGGCAGCCUUUAAAUGAACCAGUAGUGCAAUAUGGUCCUUUUGUUAUGAACACACAAGCAGAAAUUGAAAAGACUUUUGAAGAUUAUCAGUUUGGGAAGAAUGGGUUUGAAAUGGCUAAUUACUGGAGGUCUCAGUCGUAACCGGGUUUCUGCAGCACCCUUCUAUGUGUUUUAUGUGUGUUUUUUUUUAUUUAUGUUUGUUUUCCUAGAGGAUCGAUAUAAUAACAAGUAGGACUUCGUUCAAUUCACACCAUUCUUUUUUAUGUUUAUUGUCCUUCAUUUCUAUAAAUCAAUAAUAAUAAUAACAGUUGCGAAUGAUCGAA
Messenger RNA from Spinacia oleracea (spinach), 1370 nucleotides. RefSeq names its product pirin-like protein. Lineage: Eukaryota; Viridiplantae; Streptophyta; Magnoliopsida; Caryophyllales; Amaranthaceae. The transcript is spliced from 7 exons. Bases 214 to 1188 code for a protein of 324 amino acids. The record is from RefSeq and is a predicted model, not a curated record.